AUGAUCCGAGUUGGGUCCCACCCGGGUUGGGUCCUGCCCGGUGGGUCUCGGUGCCCGGGGGGUGGGGGGCUGCUCCGGGUUGGCUGCUGUUGUUCCCUGACCCCCUCCCGCUCCUGCAGCACGCGGGGGCGCUACGGGGAGGGGGCAAAGCAGGAGAAGUUCAAGUACGCCCUGACCCUGGUGUUCAUCCAGUGCGUGAUCAACGCCGCCUUCGCCAGGCUCCUGAUCCGGUUCCUGGAGCCGGGGAAGGUGGAUCGCACGCGGAGCUGGCUCUACGCCGCCUGCUCCCUCUCCUACCUGGGUGCCAUGGUCUCCAGCAACUCAGCACUGCAGUUUGUCAGCUACCCAACCCAGGUCCUUGGCAAAUCCUGCAAGCCCAUUCCAGUCAUGCUUUUAGGAGUGACUGUGCUGCGGAAGAAGUAUCCCCCAGCCAAGUAUCUCUGCGUCCUCUUGAUAGUGGCAGGGGUGGCCCUGUUCCUGUACAAGCCCAAAAAGGGGGCUGGGAGUGAGGACCACGUCUUUGGCUACGGAGAGCUGCUCCUGCUGCUGUCACUGACCUUGGACGGGCUGACUGGAGUGUCCCAGGACCACAUGAGAGCUCACUACCAGACUGGUUCCAACCACAUGAUGCUCCACGUCAACCUCUGGUCCACCUUGUUCCUGGGGGCUGGGAUCCUGUUCACUGGAGAGCUCUGGGAGUUCCUGAGUUUUACGGAGCGUUACCCCAGCAUCAUUUACAACAUCCUCCUGUUUGGCCUGACCAGUGCCCUGGGUCAGAGCUUUAUUUUCAUGACUGUGGUGUACUUUGGACCUCUGACUUGUUCCAUCAUCACCACAACCCGCAAGUUCUUCACCAUUUUGGCCUCUGUCAUCCUGUUUGCCAACCCCAUCAGCUCCUUGCAGUGGGUGGGGACGAUCCUGGUCUUCUUGGGUCUUGGACUCGAUGCCAAAUUUGGGAAAGUGGUAAAGAAGACAUCACAUUGAGGAUGUGAUUGAUCUCUGGAUUUGGGAGGAACUUUUAAUUUAUUGUCUUGUACCUCAAAAUCUGUUAUGAAACUGGACUCAGGAUAGGUAACCAGAAGGGAGAGUGUUUGAAUUUUUUUUUGUUGGUUUAGUUUUUUAAUUCUAAAU
Molecule: messenger RNA, 1131 nt
Organism: Chaetura pelagica (chimney swift)
Lineage: Eukaryota; Metazoa; Chordata; Aves; Apodiformes; Apodidae
Gene: SLC35B1
Product: solute carrier family 35, member B1
Exons: 8
Coding region: 1-984 (327 amino acids)
Biological process (GO): UDP-galactose transmembrane transport
Cellular component (GO): Golgi membrane; endoplasmic reticulum membrane
Molecular function (GO): UDP-glucose transmembrane transporter activity; UDP-galactose transmembrane transporter activity
Source: RefSeq, a predicted model, not a curated record